UAGUGACUUGUAAAGCCUUAAACCCUAACUUCCAUUUGUUACCGUUCCUCUUUCCCCCAGCCUCCAUCAAUCUCUCUCUCUCUCUCUCCCCCUCUUUCUCUCUCUCUCUUUGUCCGUGGCUCGGCUGGUUUCCCUGUAACGAUGGUGAAACACUACAGGCCUCCCGGAAAGAAAAAGGAAGGGAACGCUGCUAGGUACAUCACCAGGUCGCAGGCAGUCAAGCAUCUUCAAGUCACUCUUCCUCUUUUCAGGAGACUGUGCAUUCUCAAAGGCGUAUUCCCCCGGGAGCCAAAGAAGAAGGUGAAAGGAAAUCACCACACGUAUUAUCACGUGAAGGAUAUUGCAUUCCUGCAGCAUGAACCCUUACUUGAAAUAUUCAGAGAUAAGAGGGCAUACGAGAAGAAGAUAAAGAAAGCUGAGUCAAAGAAGAAUCCAGACCUCGCAAAUCGUUUGCGAACCCGCAUACCUACUUAUACGCUGGAUAGGAUUAUUCGGGAGAGGUAUCCAAAGUUUGUUGAUGCACUCCGAGAUUUGGAUGACUGUCUCACGAUGGUGCACCUUUUUGCAGCAUUACCUGCAUUGGAGAGGGAAAAAUUGGAAGUGGACCGUGUUCAUAACUGUCGAAGGCUGAGUCAUGAAUGGCAAGCAUACAUAUCUCGCGUUCAUAAAUUGCGAAAAGUAUUCAUAUCUGUAAAAGGCAUAUAUUAUCAGGCCGAGGUCGAAGGUCAAAAGGUCACAUGGUUGACCCCUCACGCUCUGCAGCAAGUUUUGCCUGAAGAUGACGUUGACUUCAAUGUCAUGCUAACUUUUCUUGAAGUUUAUGAGACUCUUGUCACCUUUGUAAAUUUUCACCUUUAUCAUUCAAUAAAUGUGAAGUAUCCACCCAUUCUUGAUCCUCGACUGGAAGCGUUAGCAUCAGAUCUUUAUGCAUUGUCAAGAUACUUUGAUGCAAACUCUAGGACUUCUAUGGUGGAUCCCCAAGCGUCCAAUACGUCUGGAUCUGAACAAGUUGAGGCCCAGCAGAAGGGGACACCACCUGAUGAGUCCGAGCUAAGACUAGCUCAACUCCAACAUCAUCUUCCUUCAAAUGAACCUGGUGCACUGAUGCGCCUUGUGGAGGAUGUUGCUGGUGAGGAUGAAGAAGAUGAAGAUACAAGGGAGUGCAAAAAACUCUUUAAGAAUCUGAAAUUCUUCUUGAGUCGUGAGGUUCCUAGAGAGUCUUUACUUUUUGUUAUUCCUGCUUUUGGUGGUGUUGUUUCUUGGGAGGGAGAGGGGGCUCCAUUCAAUGAAGCUGAUCAGAGCAUUACUCAUCAGAUUGUUGACCGGCCAACACAAGGCCAUAAAUUCCUCUCCAGAGAAUAUGUGCAACCUCAAUGGGUGUAUGAUUGUGUAAAUGCACGUAUCAUUCUGCCAACUGAGAAUUAUAUGGUGGGAAGGGUUCCUCCACCACACUUGUCGCCUUUUGUCGACAAUGAGGCUGAAGGUUAUGUUCCUGAGUAUGCGGAGACCAUAAAACGGUUGCAGGCUGCUGGUAGAAAUGAAGUCCUUCCACUACCGGGUGUGGGGAAAGAAGAUUUGGAAGAUCCUCAGAAAUUACUGGUUGAAGGUAUUAUUGACCGGGCAGAAGCUAAUGAAGCUGCUGAGAGAAAGCGGAAGAUGAUUCUUGAGCAGAACCGUUAUCUUGAUGAAUUGAAAAUGGAAGUUGAUGGUGUCCGGUCUUCUUCAACUGUCCCAGACAACAAGCAGACUUCUAAAGUGAAGAAGGCUGGGGAAGAAUCUGAUCCUGAUAUACAACGGGUUGUCCAGGAUCAUGCAAACAUGUCAAAGGUUGUGAUGUCACGUAAUAAGAGGAAGCUUUAUGAAGCCAUGGAGAUUGGUAAAAAGCGGAAGCAGGCUCAUGUUGAUCUUCUCAAGGAACGGAAGAGAAAAAUUGAAGGAGCUAAGAAGUCCGGGGAGACUUGAAGUGCCCUUGGAAUUUGCAUGUGUUGAAUUUAUUGCCUGACUUCUUGUCUGUGAUAUUUGGUUAGAUAGCUAUUUAUUUACUUGAUUACCUUAAGCUAUAUAACGACGCAUAUUAAGUUGAACAUUG
Molecule: messenger RNA, 2089 nt
Organism: Juglans microcarpa x Juglans regia
Lineage: Eukaryota; Viridiplantae; Streptophyta; Magnoliopsida; Fagales; Juglandaceae
Product: pescadillo homolog
Exons: 13
Coding region: 142-1962 (606 amino acids)
Biological process (GO): ribosome biogenesis; maturation of LSU-rRNA from tricistronic rRNA transcript (SSU-rRNA, 5.8S rRNA, LSU-rRNA)
Cellular component (GO): nucleolus; PeBoW complex
Molecular function (GO): RNA binding
Source: RefSeq, a predicted model, not a curated record